Messenger RNA from Elgaria multicarinata webbii, 7215 nucleotides. It is a transcript of the gene ASAP2, whose product is annotated as ArfGAP with SH3 domain, ankyrin repeat and PH domain 2. Bases 237 to 3311 code for a protein of 1024 amino acids. Lineage: Eukaryota; Metazoa; Chordata; Lepidosauria; Squamata; Anguidae. Gene Ontology annotation, molecular function: protein binding; GTPase activator activity. Gene Ontology annotation, biological process: positive regulation of GTPase activity. The record is from RefSeq and is a predicted model, not a curated record. Gene Ontology annotation, cellular component: cytoplasm. The transcript is spliced from 28 exons.
UCUCGUAGUAAUUCUCUUGACGCUUGCCAGGUUGCUGCUUCCUAGCUUGCAAGGAGAAAGCGAGUAGCUGCUGGUUGCCGAGCGAUGUGAGGCGGGGAGGCUCCCAGCCUGCCUGCCUGCCUCUCUUUCUCCUCCUUCCCAAUCCGUUUUCCCCCGUCCCCUCCUCUACUGGAGCCGCCCGCCCGCCCCGCCGCUCUCCUCUCCCUUCCCUUCCCUUCCUUCCCUCCCUCCCCGCCAUGCCGGACCAGAUCUCCGUGUCGGAAUUCGUGUCCGAGACCAAUGAGGAUUACAAGUCGCCCACCGCCUCCAACUUCACCACCCGGAUGGUGCAGUGCCGGAACACCGUGGCGGCCAUCGAGGAGGCACUGGAUGUUGACCGAACUGUUCUUUAUAAGAUGAAGAAAUCUGUAAAAGCCAUAAAUAUUUCUGGUUUGGCUCAUGUGGAAAAUGAAGAACAGUACACUCAAGCAUUGGAGAAAUUUGGAGGAAACUGCGUCUGUAGGGAUGAUCCAGAUUUAGGAACUGCAUUUUUAAAAUUUGCUGUAUUUACAAAGGAGUUGACGGCACUCUUCAAAAACUUGAUCCAGAACAUGAACAAUAUAAUCACUUUCCCUCUGGACAGUUUGCUGAAGGGAGAUCUAAAAGGAGUGAAAGGGGAUCUGAAGAAACCUUUUGAUAAAGCGUGGAAAGACUAUGAAACGAAAGUGACAAAAAUAGAAAAAGAGAAAAAAGAACAUGCUAAAUUGCAUGGAAUGAUCCGCACAGAAAUAAGUGGGGCAGAAAUAGCAGAAGAGAUGGAAAAAGAGCGAAGGUUCUUCCAGUUACAAAUGUGUGAGUACCUGUUGAAAGUCAAUGAAAUCAAGAUUAAAAAAGGAGUUGACUUGCUUCAAAACCUGAUCAAGUACUUCCAUGCACAGUGCAACUUCUUUCAGGAUGGUCUGAAAGCAGUUGAAAGCCUCAAGCCCUCAAUAGAAAAGCUCUCCACAGACCUCCAUACAAUAAAACAAGUGCAGGAUGAAGAAAGAAAGCAACUGAUUCAACUGAGGGAUAUUUUAAAAUCUGCACUUCAGGUUGAUCAGAAAGAGGAUUCUCAGCUCCGUCAGAGUACAACGUACAGUUUACAUCAGCCUCAGGGAAAUAAGGAGCAUGGCACUGAAAGAGAUGGCAGCCUCUACAAGAAGAGUGAUGGAAUCAGAAAAGUGUGGCAGAAGAGGAAGUGCACAGUUAAAAAUGGUUUCCUUACAAUUUCCCAUGGUACAGCAAACCGACCUCCUGCAAAGCUCAAUCUGUUAACUUGCCAAGUGAAAACAAACCCAGAAGAGAAAAAAUGUUUUGACCUCAUAUCACAUGACAGAACGUAUCAUUUCCAAGCCGAGGAUGAACAGGACUGUCAAAUCUGGAUAUCGGUGCUACAGAACAGUAAAGAAGAAGCUUUAAAUAAUGCAUUCAAAGGUGAUGACAGCACAGGAGAAAACAACAUUGUCCAAGAACUGACAAAAGAAAUAAUCUCUGAUGUACAGAGGAUGCCUGGAAAUGACAUGUGCUGUGAUUGUGGAGCUCAAGAUCCUACAUGGCUCUCAACAAAUCUGGGCAUUUUAACUUGCAUUGAGUGUUCAGGAAUCCAUCGAGAACUUGGUGUCCACUAUUCCAGAAUGCAGUCACUCACAUUAGAUGUGCUGGGAACAUCUGAAUUGCUGCUUGCUAAGAAUAUUGGGAAUGCGGGAUUCAAUGAGAUUAUGGAAUUUUGCCUGCCUGGAGAUGAACUAGUCAAACCCAAUCCAAGCAGUGAUAUGAAUGCAAGAAAAGAUUAUAUUAAUGCCAAAUAUAUUGAAAGAAAAUAUGCAAGGAAAAAAUAUUCUGACAAUGUAGCCAAACUACAAAGCCUCUGUGAAGCAGUUAAAACAAGAGACAUUUUUGGAUUGGUUCAAGUGUAUGCUGAUGGUGUGGAUCUAACAGAGAAAAUUCCACUAGCAAAUGGGCAUGAACAAGAUGAAACUGCCCUUCAUCUUGCUGUAAGAUCAGUUGAUCGAACCUCACUUCACAUAGUUGACUUCUUAGUACAGAACAGUGGCAACCUUGACAAGCAGACAUGUAAAGGUAGUACAGCUCUACAUUACUGCUGUUUGACAGAUAACGUUGAGUGCCUCAAACUGCUGCUGAGAGGGAAGGCUUCCAUUGAAAUAGCUAAUGAAGCUGGGGAGACACCACUUGAUAUAGCUAAACGCUUGAAACAUACACACUGUGAAGAGCUGCUCACGCAAGCCCUGACUGGAAGGCUUAAUUCUCAUGUUCACGUUGAAUAUGAAUGGCGAUUACUUCAUGAAGAUCUGGAUGAAAGUGAUGAUGAUGUGGAUGAAAAGUUGCAGCAACCAAGCCCCAAUAGAAGAGAGGACAGACCUGUAAGUUUCUAUCAGCUAGGAUCAAGCCAACUUCAGCCUAACGUGGCAUCUUUGGCAAGAGAUGCUGCCAAUAUAGCCAAGGACAAACAGAGAGGCUUUAUGCCAAGCUUAUUACAGAACGAGACCUAUGGGGCCAUACUCAGUAGCAGCCCACCUCCCACCCAGCCUGCCGCACCUGUUACAAGUGCACCUCCGUUGCCUCCCAGGAAUAUUGGAAAAGUUCAGUCUUCAUUUCUUGGCAGUGCUGUUCAGACCACGCCUUCACCGAACACACUGUGGAAGACAAAUUCUUUAGGAAUGGAAAGCAUAAGCAGGCAAAGGUCCUCAUCAGAUCCACCAACUGUCCACCCCCCUGUUCCACCAUUGCGUGGAACGUCUACAAAUCUACUCUCUUCAGCACCACCUCCAGUGGCAAAGACAGCCAGUGUUCUUGAAGCUUUGAACCAGCAGUCAAAACAGCCAGCUGUGCCACAGGCCAAACCUACACCACCACCACUUCCUCCACAGCCCCCAAGUAGAAUUUCUCAGAAAAAGCCUGCUUCUGGGACUGACAAGUCAUCCAGCUUAACUAACAAGAAUAAAGGAUCUGGAUCUCUGCAGCAAUCUUGUGCAGGAGAGUCUUCAUCUGAUAUUGCAGGAUCACAAAUUGCCCCUUCUACAAACAUGUCAGUACCAAUCCAACCUCCAGCUCCAAUGCCAAGAAAGUCCCAAAUAUCAAAAACAAAGCCCAAGAGAGUAAAAGCCAUUUACAACUGUGUAGCAGAUAAUCCAGAUGAGCUAACGUUCUCAGAGGGCGAUGUCAUCAUAGUUGAUGGGGAGGAAGAUCAGGAGUGGUGGAUCGGGCAUAUUGAUGGAGAUCCUAACCAAAAAGGAGCUUUUCCAGUAUCAUUUGUGCACUUUAUUGUUGACUAAACUGCUCCUUGCAGGUGGAGAGAUGUUCCAUUUCUAGAUUUCACUACAGCUCCCUGCCUGUAAUUCGAUGCUUUACCAGGAUACUUCAUGAACAUUACGCCAUAGUUGACUCUUUAUUACUGCAGUCCUUUCAGCUUGUCCAUGGGAGGGGGGUUGCUUUAUAAUAACAGAUCCUCUCAAAUAUUUUCAUGGUAAAUUGGAACACACACACCCAAAACUAAAAUCCAAGAUCCAUGAAAAUGUAGUUUCAGGUGUGUUGACAUCAAAUCCCCCUUUUAAGCUUUCUUAUUAUCCUAAACACCAUCGUUUUUCACUUCAGCAAGCAAUAACAUUUCUGACAUACAGGGCUCAAGAGUUUUGAAAGUGUGCAGGCUAGCUGAAUUUAGAGAUUAAUGGCUUGACUACACCAAUAUAUUACAUUUCAGUGCCAGCUGUAGUGCCCGUAAUGCAUAUCUAACCUUUGUUUGCACUCAGCGUCUUGAGACUUAUUUCGGGACAGUGUAGCUGCACUGAAAACCCAAUUUUAAGAUUCACACUUUCUGCUGCUUUUACUUAGUACAGUACAAAAUGCGAGGCUGUACAAUCUAACCAUCCGAUUCCUUAUCACCCAUGUCUGCAUCCAUUAUUUAAGAUAAGUUUUGCUGGGGGAAGCACUUGAUUACUUUGUGAAUGUUCACAGUUGUCCCAGAAGAGCCCUAAUAAAUGUCCCUAAAGGAAAAUAGCACACACACACCAUUUUUUAUUAAAAAGAAAAAAAGAGAUGCUUCUGAAGUCAUAGGUCUCAUUGCUACUUAUCCACAAUAUUCAUUUGAUAUAUUUUUUUAAUGCCUGGGUGGAAAGGACUGAGAGUGACAGAAAUCAAACUAUCUGUCCCAAUGAAAGCUCAGGUGGACGUGAAUAACCUAACCUCACAGAACGCGGACUGGUAAUCUCUACAAAGAAGAGAGAUGGGACACAAAUAUUAUCUACAUAGGACUGGGCUUUUGCAGGACAAUCCUUCUACUGAAGCCUAACUGAUCACAAUGCCUUGGAAUAGACUAGGCAUUGUGUUACGUGUGUUAGAUAUGAGCUUUCAGAUCACCCAAAGUCAAACAGAAAUGCUUAGUCUUGCAUAAUUGAGUCCAGGGGACCAAAACCUGUUGCGUAAGCAACAAUUAAGGAGUUUAAACUUUAAUAAACUUAGCAAAUGUUUCUGAACGAUUAAACUAUCUGUAUUUUCCUGUUACUGUACUGAGCACUAACAGAGAUCAUGCACCCAAUUUAGCUGCUACUAGGAUCAAAUAUCAUGUCCCCUUGUAAUACAAAGGAAAAGAUGGAAAAUGUUCAUCCCUUUAUGGGGACAGGACAGAAAGUCAUCCUUGCACGUUUCUGCCUGCCUCUCCCACAUAUACAGUAAGGAAGAAGGCUUAAGAUGAAGCAGUCCAGUUGUACAACUCUGCUAUAGAAGGUGCUGUAAUCCUUGCAGGAAGAUGUUUCUCCAGACUCGGACUGGCCAGUAUAAAGUCCUUGAGCCAGCUAGAGAUGGUGGAUUUAGUAACUUUCUUACCAGAAAUUUGUCAUGAAGAACACAAUUAAGAGUUUGGUUUUGUAACUGCAACCAACCCAUCUAGGUAGAAACAGAGCCUGUCCUAUCCAGCUUAUGGCAUUUUUUCCUAACUGGUGAACUGGCUUUGGGCAAAAGGAUAACAAUGUUCAAUCCUGUGAUCUGUGGGCAUAAAUUCUAGUAAGGAAUAUUACUUUUCCAGCUGUUUGAAUGUUGACAAAAUACAAUAUCCUAGCAACAGUUCUACAAGAAAUGAAUAAUUGCAUAUUUAUUUAUGAAAAGGUUUGUCUAGAAAGGCAACUCGUUCCACUAAACAAGUAUUUUAAUAAUUUGAUGUAUUUACUUUAAAUCCGGAAUUGGUUUACUUCAUAUUUUGCAGAUAUGAGGUCAUACUUUUCUUUACUAAAUAUAUAUUUAACAUAUAUUUUAUUUCAUUUAGUUAUCUUUGGCAAAACAAAAAGCCCAUUACAUGCUAUUGGUAAAUAAAUUUAGAUGUGAAUUACUGUUCAUGAAAUUUUACUUGCAGUCCUUUACUUUGAAAACACAAAUUAUAGUGUCUGGUCUUUUUCUUCUUAAGAAAGCACAUUGUGGUAUGUUCACACACAGAUUGUUAUGAUGGGACAGUGUACUAGGGUACUGAUUGAAGUUCUCCCUGUUUUAAGGUAUACACUGCUGUCCUGCAAUCAAAUCAAUAUUUGUUUGCAAACUCAUACUGUGUACUUAAAUACAUUCUAAAAUAUGGUAGUUGACACUGUUAAUAAUUGUGAAUAGAUUUCAUAAUUCCAAAAGGAUAACAGAUUACAAAACAUAGCAAUGUCCUUUUAAUGUUUGUAUAUUGUGAUAUUGUUACAGUUUUUAUUUUGCAUAUGCUACCAAAAACGUGCACUGGUAGCAUAGGAUUAGAAUAUCAAUGUCCAGGUCACAUUGGCUUUGAUCACAAGUUUUGUGACUAUCGUAUCUCUAGAUUUAUCAAGAGAACUUUGAAUUUCUGACACAGAAAUUAUGUAUAUAUUGGCUAGCAUAGGUUGAAAUAGAUGGGGAAAAGGGCCAAUUGGUAUAUUUAUAUUGGGGGAAAAUGCUGGAUCUCACCCUUUCCUACUGCCUUGCUAAAGUGGUACAUUCAAGGCAACUUGUCAUAUGUGUGGGUGCAAAUCAAUUGGCUUAUAUUAAAAACUCACUUUAAUACAAGCUGUUGCAGUGUAUAUGGUUGCGGGUGGGAGCAAACUGGAAUGUUUCAAGAUAGUUUUGUUGCAAAAUUUAAAGCUAAGUCUGCCUAUUCAAAGUUCCCACUAAAUAUAUAUGUAUAUUAGAAGAAUAGUUUGCCACUACACAUUUAUUCAGAUGCUGAUGGUUUCCGUUUGGCUUUCGACACUUAUUUUUUAUGUUUCUAUGCCUGGUAAAUUCUAGAAAAUAAAUGGGCACAUUAUUUUGCACAGUUCACUUAUGUACAGUAUUUUUAACACAGAAUCUUUCAAAUACGAUCAUGUGCAAAGCAGCCUUUGGAAAUUUAUUUCGCACUUAAAUGUCAUAUUGGCCAAGUUCCAAUACAUCCUUAGAAGAGGCUUGAAAAUAGCUCUCAUGCCAAACACCUUCGGAAUGGAAGUCUCUCAAUUGGAGAGGUUGGUCAGGGGAAGUGUCAAAUUUUACAGAAUACACCUGAGAGCUUGGGAGCACCUGAAAUAAAUGUUUGAAGGCCAGUCUUAUUUUAGAAGUCUUCCAGUGGGCUGGGGAAAAAACCUAAUCAUAGUCACUGGAAGAUUUUGAGUAAGACUGUUUUCUCACACUGCAGUAUGGUGGCAGUAGGCUUAUAACAAAGGCUUCUAUAUUAAGAGUUCCUAUUUCAAUGGCAUUAUUUGACCCCUCUAAUUUGGGCAGGGUUGUGAUCCCUAAAUGUUUUGGCCUAUAACUCCUAUCAGCCGUAGCCGGCAUAGCUGAUAGGGAGGAAUGAAAGCAGUUGUAGGCCAAAAUAUCCGGAGGACACGUUGCCCUCCCCUGCUCUUACUCAAAGAUAUUCUGGAUAUUUUUUGUUCAAAAUCAGAUACUGCAAUUUCCGGGUCAUGUCAUCUUUCAUAGCUGACAAGAGGAGAUGAUGGUAUUCAGCAAACUAUUAGUGAGCACAUAAGAUUACUGUGUUAACUAUUUUUAAAAGGAGCAUAAGACACUUAAAAUGCAGCUCAGAAUGCUACUUGAGAUGUACAAUUUUCAACGUGAUGGUUUUGUUUAGUUGCAGAGCAACUGUAUACAUUAUAUAACCUAAAUCAAUUCUUAUUUUUAGUGUCUGGAUGCAGUGAUUUAUAAUUGGAGCAUGAUUAAUUUUACUUUUGUUAAGCCAGUCACUUGACUGGAAAAAUAAACUACUUU